AUGAAGAUGCUUCAAGCAGUUCUCAUUAUGAACUUAUUCAAACAACAUCCCACUAAGGAGAUAAUUGACAUUGAGAUGGAGGAAAUGAAGAAUGAGCUAGUUCAGACUUUUGAACCCCUGGAAGAUCUAAUUCCAUACCCAGCUCCUUUUGAGAUGGAAUAUGUGACCAACGAUCCAUUUCUUCAAGAUCUCGCAGAGUCUAUUGGGAAAGUGGGCUUGGAUGAUUGGGUACUAUGUCGAGUCCGACUGAAAGGUAACGUCUCAAAGAACACAUAUGAAGAUGGGGACAGCUGUAGCAUGGAACAGCCUAGCUACUCGCCAAAGAUCCAGGAGGAGGUGCAGCUUACAUCCACAGACUAUAAUGCUGACAUGAUCAUGGACUACCCAUUUAAAGACUGCCAACUGUUGCCUUUAAUACUUGCAGGUGCUCUACCUCCCAUUGAGGCCAUUUCAAGCGUAAGCUUUGGAGGGAGCAACAAAGGGAACCAUUUUACUUCAGUCUAUGGAGAUUGUUCCAAUAAUGUGAAAUCUCCUACAACAUUUUCUUCUUUGGAGAGUUAUUUCAGGAAAUUUAGUGAGGAAAAUGAGUAUGAGUAUUUCCCAUCCACCGAGAAGCUACAGGACAACAAGGAAAUCAAGGAUCUACAACCUAGCAAGACACUGGCCAAUUAUGAUAUGGACUGCUACAGCCAAAACCACUCUCAAUAUGACAACUUCAACCCUAAGCCCUCAGAACCCAUCGGUGUGUUUCAAGAGCUUAUUGAAUUACCCUUCACAGAGAAGUACUUUGAGUCAUGA
Messenger RNA from Alnus glutinosa, 798 nucleotides. RefSeq lists its product as uncharacterized. The coding region runs from base 1 to 798 and encodes 265 amino acids. The record is from RefSeq and is a predicted model, not a curated record. Lineage: Eukaryota; Viridiplantae; Streptophyta; Magnoliopsida; Fagales; Betulaceae. The transcript has 2 exons.